CGCUAAAAUAAUAAAAUGGCUUCAGUCAAGGAUAAUCUCAUGAACCAAGUUGCCGAGGUUUUGCCCUCAUCUGGCAACAAAGUUACCAUUGUUGGUAUCGGCCAGGUCGGUAUGGCCUGUGCUUUCAGUAUCUUGGCACAAAAUGUCUCCAGUGAAAUCUGCCUCAUGGAUGUCUGCAAGGAUAAGUUGAUGGGUGAAAUGAUGGAUUUGCAACACGGUUCCAAUUUCUUGAAGAAUCCCAAAAUUACCGCCAGCACAGAUUUCGCCGAUUCGGCCAAUUCCAGAUUGUGCAUUGUCACCGCCGGUGUCAGACAAAAGGAGGGCGAAUCUCGUUUGUCCUUGGUCCAACGUAAUACCGACAUUUUGAAGAACAUCAUUCCCAAGUUGGUUGAAAACAGUCCCGACACCAUUUUGUUGAUGGUCUCCAACCCCGUCGAUAUUAUGACCUAUGUUGCCUGGAAAUUGUCUGGCUUGCCCAAAAACCGUGUCAUUGGUAGCGGUACCAAUUUGGAUUCGUCCCGUUUCCGUUUCUUGAUGUCUCAACGUUUGGGUGUUGCUCCCACCUCCUGCCACGGUUGGAUUAUUGGUGAACACGGUGACAGCUCUGUACCAGUGUGGUCCGGUGUCAACAUUGCCGGUGUUCGUUUGCGUGAAUUGAACCCCAACAUUGGCUCCUCUGAAGAUCCCGAAAAGUGGAACGAAGUCCACAAACAGGUUGUAGACUCUGCCUAUGAAGUUAUCAAGCUAAAGGGUUACACCUCAUGGGCCAUUGGUUUGAGCACAGCCUCCUUGGCCUCAGCCAUCUUGAGAAAUACCAGUGCAAUUGUUGCCGUUUCUACCUCUGUUAAGGGUGAACAUGGUAUCGAUAAGGAUGUCUUCUUGUCCCUCCCCUGUGUUUUGAAUUCCAAUGGUGUUACCCAUGUCGUCAAGCAAAUCUUGACCCAAACCGAAAUUGAUCAAUUGCAGAAAUCGGCCAACAUCAUGGCUGAAGUACAAGCUGGUCUUAAAUUCUAAAUAUGCAAACAAUUUUGACCUUAAACACAAAUUUUAGCUUUUAUCAAAA
This is a messenger RNA of Musca vetustissima, 1063 nucleotides long. RefSeq names its product L-lactate dehydrogenase. Bases 16 to 1014 code for a protein of 332 amino acids. The record is from RefSeq and is a predicted model, not a curated record. The transcript is spliced from 2 exons. Gene Ontology annotation, cellular component: cytoplasm. Gene Ontology annotation, molecular function: L-lactate dehydrogenase (NAD+) activity. NCBI's taxonomy places the organism in Eukaryota, Metazoa, Arthropoda, Insecta, Diptera, Muscidae. Gene Ontology annotation, biological process: carboxylic acid metabolic process.